Molecule: messenger RNA, 2209 nt
Organism: Cucumis melo (muskmelon)
Lineage: Eukaryota; Viridiplantae; Streptophyta; Magnoliopsida; Cucurbitales; Cucurbitaceae
Exons: 5
Coding region: 848-1864 (338 amino acids)
Source: RefSeq, a predicted model, not a curated record
GGAGGGACGAACAUCCCGCGUAGCCGAUCUCUUGUUCAUAUAUUAUUUUGGUAAAAAUGUUCUAAAUUAUAAACAAUAUCCCUCACCAAUACUUCUAGAAAAAAGUUAAAAAAAUAUUGGAGUAAUCCACUAUAGUAUAAUUUUACAAUGAUUUUGUGACUUUAUCGGUGACAGAUUACAAUAGAUUUUCUAUUGUGUUUAUAAUUUUAAGAGGAUAUUGCUAUAUCUACCACUAUUUCAUGAAAGAUCGUAUUUUUAAUUUGUUACUUAAUACAAAUUUCUUUUCUUUUGCGUAAUAUCUAACUCGUUGGUCACUUUGGGUGAAUUUGAGACAUUUUUUUGUAAUUUAAUCAAACCUUUAGGUAAGAAAGACUAAAGUCGAAAUUAUCACGAAGAGAAAAAAAGAAAAAGAAAAACUGAGAAAGCCCAAAUUCAUAGAUUUGGCCUCACUGGGUGCCCGGUGGAAUAACCCGAGUUCGGAUUUGGACUCAGUUCGGUCAACCCAAUGUCAUAAGCGGGUCGCUCAUUUCCCAUUUCGGAAUAGCCAUUAACGCUACCUUACCCUCUGCUUUUCGUUUUUGUGGCUUCCUUAUCGUCUACUCUUUUCCUUCAAAAACCUUCAAUUCCCCAUUUCAGGUUCUUUCUCUUCCAACCCUCCAUCUCUUCGUCUCUUACCAUGCCUUUUCUAUUUCCACAACUUUGCCUUUCAACCCUCUUGAUUUCGUUUUGAUCCUCAUCUCUCUCUCUCUCUCUCUAUUUCUCUCUUUCUGCUGUCGGACUACAAGGGGGCAUGAAUUCCUAUUCAAAGGUGCAUUGAUUAAAUGAUUUGUUCGUUAAGGUCUAGAAGAUGGCCUUAAUUACCCAUCAUCCUCAGGGUUCUUAUGCAGAAUUUUCAUCAAGAUUGUCAUUCUGGAAUGGCUCUUUGAAUCUAAAACAGCGUGUAACAUCUGUUCGCACUGUUGGGAGAACUGAACACCAUACACCAUUGAGGAGCAAUAUUUGUUUUAGCAUAGGGACUCCUCGAUUAUGUGGCCCAAGACCUAAUCUCCUGAGAGUUUCGGCCUUCAAAAGCGCCGCUCGUAUAGAUGAUGAGACAGGUGGGGUAGCAAAUGGAUCCAAGAUUACCAGCUACCCUGUAAAGCUUAAGGAUGGUGAUUAUUGUACAGAAACUCCAAAGGGAAACAAUGUUCCAGUUUGCUAUGCCUCGGGAGCAAAUGAAGAUAUUGCUCCAUCUCCUGCUAUUCAAAAUUUGUUCAAGAAAUGGUUGGAAUUGUUGCGCAGACAACCUGUAAGUCAAGAUGUCGAUGGGAUUCUGGAGGAACUACCCUCGGCAGAGAUGUCAGAUACUCAGCAAGAGUCCAAUAAAAAGGAAAGCAACAAGAUUCUUCGAGGGGUUUGGUUCCACUUUCUGGGACUUAAUGCAGCAGUGAAGAUACCUUUGCUAAUAUUUGUUCCCCUGUACCUGGUGGUCAAUGUGUCUUACGGGGCUGAAGUUUCAAGAGAGUUGACUCCUCUUUGGAUUUUGGGGCCCUUACUGACUGCUUUAUACGUCAAACUGUUUCAAUGGAUUUGUGCGCUCUAUGUCUUCAGCUUUAAGCAGACGGCUAAACUAAUAAUGGACUCCCCCUCUUACUACUGGACAGUGCAUCACUAUAUCAUACAAGGGAAACUUAAAGAACAGUUCGUAGCUCGUUUUGUGCAACCUAUAAUCAACAUUAAGAAUCUAGACUACAAAGAACUAUCAAAAAGAAAGCUGAUAGAGUUAAGAGAGCGCGCUAUGGAGAAGUACCUUGACUAUGUGGAAUCAAUUUGGCCAUACUACUGCAGAGCAAUCAGGUUCUUAAAGAGAGCUAAUCUGCUUUAGACUACUGUUUGUAUUUUGAGGCAAAUCUUGACCAAGAACAAAGGCUAGAUCCUGUUUCUUUCUCCCGUUAUCUAAGAUGCAUGAUUCGUCGUUAAAGCAGGGCUGCCCGACCACUUUUAAUGUGGGAUUCUUGGUGUUUAAUGAGUUGAUGAAGGAUCAGAACAACUUGAGUUUUCCGAUUUUUGUUAAUGUUGUGAUGAGGAUGUAAUUUUCGUAACCCUUCGUGUCCUUUUAAUUGGAAGAGGUCCCACAUUCAUUUGCAUUUUUCUUGUUAUCAUGAUGUAUGUGUAAGCAUUAUCAACUUGAAUGUUAGCAAUCAGUUAUUUGAUAUAUUGUUUUGCUUAA